Hibiscus syriacus is the source of this 957-nucleotide messenger RNA. RefSeq names its product cytokinin riboside 5'-monophosphate phosphoribohydrolase LOG7-like. Lineage: Eukaryota; Viridiplantae; Streptophyta; Magnoliopsida; Malvales; Malvaceae. Gene Ontology annotation, cellular component: cytosol; nucleus. The transcript is spliced from 6 exons. The coding region runs from base 72 to 707 and encodes 211 amino acids. Gene Ontology annotation, biological process: cytokinin biosynthetic process. The record is from RefSeq and is a predicted model, not a curated record. Gene Ontology annotation, molecular function: hydrolase activity, hydrolyzing N-glycosyl compounds.
GGAGCAAAAACCAAACGUUUCAAGCCUUCCCUACUAUAGAAAAUCACCACCACCAGCAACACCAACGUUAAAUGAAUUCAAGAUUCAAACGUGUUUGUGUGUUUUGCGGUAGCAGUCCCGGCAAGAAUCCUAGCUACCAGCUUGCUGCUAUUCAGCUCGGCAAACAACUGGUUGAAAGGAACAUUGACUUGGUUUAUGGAGGAGGAAGCAUUGGCUUGAUGGGCCUCGUCUCUCAAGCUGUCUUUGAUGGCGGCCGCCACGUGUUGGGGGUAAUUCCCAAGACUCUGAUGCCAAGAGAGAUUACAGGGGAGACAGUGGGAGAAGUAAGAGCAGUAUCGGGCAUGCACCAACGUAAAGCUGAGAUGGCUCGUCAAGCUGAUGCCUUUAUUGCCUUACCAGGUGGGUAUGGAACCUUGGAAGAACUCCUGGAAGUCAUCACUUGGGCUCAGCUUGGAAUCCAUGAAAAACCUGUGGGAUUAUUGAACGUGGAUGGGUAUUACAACGCACUCUUAUCAUUCAUUGACAAAGCUGUUGAUGAAGGUUUCAUAGCAGCAGCUGCCCGGAACAUAAUUGUCUCUGCCCAAACCGCCCAAGAUCUCAUGUGCAAGCUCGAGGAAUAUGAACCUAAACAUUCUGGGGUAGCCAAGUUAAGCUGGGAAAUGGAACAACAACUGGGUUUCACAGCAAAAUCAGAGAUUGCUCGUUGAUCCCAAACCAGCUUUCGUUUUACAUUCAAUCACAGUUUUAUGACCGUAGAUUCUUACAACCCCCAACAGGCAAAACAACAACAACAACAACCUUGUAGACUCAAAAGAUCCGAAGACAAGUUCCAGUUUUCAAUUUGUGAAUUCCUUUUUGUUUGUUUGUUGUAAUGGUUUAAGUAGAAUUCUUACAAGGACAGAACAGUGUCGGUGAUUAUAUUAGCUUUGCUAAAUUAUGUAUACUUGUUUUAUUGUU